This is a messenger RNA of Cooperia oncophora, 288 nucleotides long. The record is from the annotation of a GenBank genome assembly. Lineage: Eukaryota; Metazoa; Nematoda; Chromadorea; Rhabditida; Trichostrongylidae.
AUGGCGGAGUUGGCACACGCCAUUCCGGCGGUUGACAUGAUCAACGCCACCUCGAGACUUCAACUAGAAGCCGCUGAGGUAAAAAAUAAAGAAACAGCGAAGAUGGAGUUUUGGCCCGCUAACGAUGCAAAUGGACAAGCAGCUCGUACAAUUGUUAAUUUGAUAACGAAUGUGGCAAAAGACCAGAAUGUGCGAUAUGUGCUCACCUUACUCGACGACAUGCUUCAGAGCCCGUUCAUGCUUUGCUUCAGUGUUUUGAACAUUCCGCUGGCGCUCAACCAGAGCUAA